Messenger RNA from Mytilinidion resinicola, 962 nucleotides. RefSeq lists its product as uncharacterized. The transcript is spliced from 2 exons. Bases 1 to 555 code for a protein of 184 amino acids. Gene Ontology annotation, molecular function: protein binding. The record is from RefSeq and is a predicted model, not a curated record. Lineage: Eukaryota; Fungi; Ascomycota; Dothideomycetes; Mytilinidiales; Mytilinidiaceae.
AUGGAUGAUGCUCGGCCCUCAACCGCGGGCAUUCUAGCUGUUGCACCGCCAAAUUCGACUCGUCUAGGAGAUCUUCCGGAUGAAAUUCUGGUCAUCAUCCUGUCAAACUUUAGGUGUCGGUGUGAGCGCUACUACGAAGCCUGUAAACUAUUGAAUGCGGACAACCCUUCGGCUUUGGAAGACAGAAAUGAUCUAGCUCGUUUCUCCCAAGUAUCUAGGAAGUUCGCCAAGUGUGCUCAAGAAAUCUUGUUUCGAGACGUUGGUUUCACUCCGUAUCCCGGAUUAUUGGGCCAGAGAAGAAGGGAGCUGCGUCGACUAGAAGCCCUUUUCAACGUUCUUCAAAGAAAUCCUGGGCUUGUGAAGAGGGUGCGCAAACUAAAUUUAAACAUUGUGACGGCAACACGUUUGAUUCCGUUCCUAAGAAAGCAUUCGGGAUUCAGGAACGGAAGCAACAUGUACUCGGCGUUUUCUGCCGUGAAGCGCUUCAAGGCGUGCAUUGCCUUGGUCGAUCUUCGACCGCACGAAAUCGAAGACUUCCAGCUUGAGGUCGGUUGAGAGCCGUGAGAAGGCCGACGCAAGUAUAGGCGUCGGGCCAAUAAGUUGAGCCAUUCAAAACCAUCUCUUCUCGAACCCUGCUGUGGGUUUUACGGUCUUUGGAUAGGCGGUGGGGAGCUAGUCCUUUGAAUAUCACGUGACCAUGGAAUCGGUAGAGUUCUCUCGUAGUUCAAUUAUGUAGAAAAUGUCGCAUAGGUGGUAAAAAGGGGUUGCACACCUAGUACUUGCUUGCUCAAGAAGAACAAAAUAAGAAUGAACCAAGCGCGAUUCGAACCCGCAAAAAAAGAGUCCUUCCAAGGUAUUAACGUCGCGAGACUCGCCGUCACCUCACCCCCAUCUUUAACCCCGGAUGCACACUGUGCCACAGAAUCUGAUGGCGGCAGUCGUGUGGACGUUGAGCUCGAAGC